AUGAGACCGCACGAUUCUAAGCGCCCGCCGCCGUCCAAUCGCCGCCUCCAGGCUCGACAUCCAGCAAACCUCAACGGGAAGAAUCAGAUCAACCCAGACGCAAUCCCGCCAGCCUGGCCUAAGCUUUCUGGAAUCCCAUCAUACCCUCCAAUCAUCCCUAAGCUUGCACUCAGGCUUGAAUAUGUAAAACACAAAGUGUUUCUAGCCCCCAUGCAAAGCUCGAGAGAAACUCUGAUUGAUAUGUCCCUGCAGUUGGCGGCGGCAAGCUGGAUUGCAUCCGGCUCCAUGGUCCAGGAUGUGAAUUGUUCUAGGCCCUUGAAAGACACUGAUCUCAGGACAGGUCUAUUCAAACGGAGGACUGUGGGUUCCGACCCACCACCACUUCGGAGCUCUAGCUUCACAAGGGACUGUUUGGAUGAUAGCUCUUCUCAGGGCCGGCAGACUAGAUUAGCGAGCCAGAGUGGCAAGAGACAUGCAGGGUUCUCUUGUGCGAACACUCUGUCCAUCAAUGGACUGAUGAUUGGUGUGCCUGAAUAUCGAAGGGAGCUGGGCAUGAUUGCGUGCUAUUGGACGCCUCAGCGCAUCUUCAAUCAAGGUCAAACAGUCUACAAACAGCUCCGCAGUGAAAUGAGUCAAAAAUAA
This is a messenger RNA of Coccidioides immitis RS, 642 nucleotides long. RefSeq lists its product as uncharacterized. The transcript has a single exon. Lineage: Eukaryota; Fungi; Ascomycota; Eurotiomycetes; Onygenales; Onygenaceae. The record is from RefSeq and is a predicted model, not a curated record. Bases 1 to 642 code for a protein of 213 amino acids.